Rotaria sp. Silwood1 is the source of this 519-nucleotide messenger RNA. The record is from the annotation of a GenBank genome assembly. NCBI's taxonomy places the organism in Eukaryota, Metazoa, Rotifera, Eurotatoria, Philodinida, Philodinidae.
AGUUAUUUCUAUAUUGAUUAAUAAAAUAGAUUAGAUUCAUUUCUUAUGAAGAAUUUCGAAUUUCAAUGUUUCUAGUUGCUGAUAUAAUGUUUUCUAAGUAAUAAAAUGAGUACUGAAUUGCAUAAUUAUAUUCUGUUUAAACAUGGACUUAACACUUAAACUCGAUUAGAUCAUUUUCUCAUAUUAAGAAUUUAAUUAUUAUUUUCGAUAAUAUUUCUAUAUCAUCAAUUAUUUUACAAUAGAAUUUUUUUCUUGAAAUAAAUUUGUUUUAUCAUUUAAAAUCUUACUGUUUAAGGUAAAUCAAUUGAAAAAGUAAAUAAUUCUUCAUUAUUAAGUUCAACAUCUCGAAAAAAUGAUAAUAAAAAAUCAAUAAAAAAACAAUCAUUUUCAACAUCAUUAUUACAAAUUCCAAUAAAACGACGUUUACAUUUAACUAAUUAUCAUACAAAUGAUAAUACUAAUCAUUUUUUAUCAAAUUUUAUUAUUCAUAAUGAUCAAUUGAAAAAAGAAAAUAAAUAG